CGUGGACACCGAACGAGACGAAGUACAAGGAAACGACGUACCAGAGGAAGACCCAGGUAUUUGGUUGGAAAAUACUGGACCUAGCAACUCCAGCACCGAUUGCAGAGGAAAAACUUCCGUACUUCAACAAACCAACCAGUUUGCGAAAUCGAGCUGUUAUCUCCUCACAUUAAGAAGAUUCCUCCUACCUGCACAAUGAAAACCAUCAAAACAACGAUAGAGACAUGGAACUAUGUUGCAAAAAACCAAUGGAUCUACGUCCUCCACGAGCCAACUACUCUAACCGUCAUGUGUGAAGGAAAUCAGAAUCACAUGAAAUAUGUGAUUCUUCAAAAAAGCGGAAUCAUACAUCUUCAACCCCAUUGCAAGGGAUACACCAACCUGUUCGUGAUUGCAGCCACACAUGAAGUCAGCAAAAAUGCAACCUAUUAUAUGCCACGCCUGGAUAUCCAAAGUGACGACUGUUGCAUCUUAACACCUCACUUAGAUGCCAUCGAAUCGACCAUUUUAAAACCGAUACAUCUAACAAACAUCGACCUCAUGGAACUCAAAUAUGCCGAUAAAAAAUUAGGCGAAUUUGAUGAAAUUAUUACCAAACAAAUAAACAAACCAUUCAUCGUUACACACGCUAAGUGGUACACAAUUGCCCUUGGAAUAAUCUCAGCACUAUUGGUGUUAUUUAUACUUCUAAAAUGCUGUAAAAAUUUCGGAUGCCUCCACUGGUUACAACGACUAUGCUGUUCGACCACGGAUCCGAGGCAUGGAGAGAUCAACUCACCGUUAAUACAAAAUUUCGUCAACUGUAUCUUCGACUCGUCAUCGUCAUCGUCUUCGAGUCCACCUACAACAGUGAUCAACGAGGUAGUCACCUAUCAACCAAGACGGAAUCGAGCGACGGUUGCCAAUCCAAUACCUGAGAUAUCUGAAGAUGAAGAAACUCUCCCCGUAGUUCGAGUCCAAUCACGACAAAGAACGCGUAGAAGCACUACACCCCUUUAAAUAUUCCCCAUUAUCUUAUGUAACCUUACUUUUAAGUUUUAUAUUCAAAAAAAUAACCAUUUAACCCUACAUUAAUCGUGUAUAAGG
Messenger RNA from Hylaeus anthracinus, 1086 nucleotides. RefSeq lists its product as uncharacterized. The transcript is spliced from 2 exons. Bases 196 to 999 code for a protein of 267 amino acids. The record is from RefSeq and is a predicted model, not a curated record. NCBI's taxonomy places the organism in Eukaryota, Metazoa, Arthropoda, Insecta, Hymenoptera, Colletidae.